AUGAAAGAUCUUGGCAAACUACGCUGCACAGGAGAAACGUAUUCAAGCUUCCAUAAUAAUGUGCUGCAAGUGAAAGGCAAAGGAAUCGUUUCAGCGCAGUACAGAAAGAUAGAGAGGAUGCCUGGUAAUGAUUUUGACGUUGUUCUUUCUAACCCAGUGAGUGUUCAAAACACACAGACAGGUGAGUCAUUUUCCAGUGAUUUUGUUUGAGUCAACUUGAUCGAAACCUUAUCAAUCAUAAAUUUUGAGCUGCCGAUGGUCGAAUUAAUCUAACUUCGGUUAGAAGUUAUUAUGAUUAUAAAACAGUUUCCCGCGUUUCCCAUUAAAAAAGACACUGAAAAUUCUCUUGAUCUAAGUUGUCGCAAGUCUAUGUAGAAAUCUCCUCAUCUUGAAUAGCCUAACUGAUGGGUUUUUGGUCAAAUGCAAGUUCCCUUUUACAAUCGGUGUUAAUCAAUAAUGGAGAAGGAAUUUGUUUCGUAAAUUAAAGAUCUCUAGGAGUUGUAAAUUGGCAAAUAAACGCAAAUUCAAAGUAGAACUAAGAUUGUGUUUAAGGGGGAAGACCUCGUCUCAAGUCUGACUACAUAUUUGAUAAGGGAAAAAAAAGACAUGAACACAACCAAACCAAAAAAGAAAGGAGGAAAAUGCCUGCUGCUUUCGUUUGGCUUAGAUUAAGGCCAUACAAUCAUUAAAAUGUAUCCACAACAACAGAAAUUUGUAGCCAGAAUGCCACAUUGGCGAGCUAAAUUUAAGUUGCUAAUGGUGAUAUAUUCUCACCCAGAGAAAAAACGUCAGAAUCAGUGAUUACCUAACAAGAAGAUUCAAGUCACGUUAGUUUAUGAGACAGAUAAAAGUGCUUUGCACCCGUCAGACAGACAUCAGUCGUUUAAUACGACCGUAUCCGGGCUGUGAAUUAAAGGACAGAUUCUGGGUCCUUGAUGACAUGGUUGCAAAAAUGCAUUUAUCAACGUUAAUUUCUGUGUUCAUUUUUUAGUUUUAUUUACUCAAUUCAUUCAAUUCUCAUAGUGGUUGGAAGCUCCGAUCAAAUAUUUAAUACUGAAAACAACAUGAUGUUAUGAGCUGACGUUAUGAGAUUUUACGACUGUUGAGAGAUGUCAAGAGUAGAUAAAACCUUGCUCGAAAUUUUCAACAGUCGACUGGAAAAUUAUUUCUUUGUCGAUAACUUGUUAGUUGACCACACAAAAGGUAACUGAUCGCAUUCUGUUGGACAAGCCGUCAUAGCCACUUAAAAGAAAAAUAUUGAAAAAAGUAAAAAGCAAGCCAUGACAAAAAAAAGUUUUCCUUCUGCUUAAGUUGUCGAGUUUUCAGUCUGCUUCAGACGGAAAGGACGUCUGUAGAUCGUCUCCAGGACAAAAGUCGAUACUCACAUGCGACGAACUAAACUAUAAUAAAUUAAAAAUUUGUACGACAAUGUAUAUUUAGCCUCGUUCGGGAGAAACUCCCGCUGGCCCGCUUUUUGGUCUGAUUCAGUUGAUUGGUUGUUCGACGUCUGACCCAACAGACGAUCUUAACUUAAUUUAGGUCGACCCAUAUUACUGACGUUUGGUUCGUCUCAUGAAAAGUUCGACGUUUGGCCAAGGCCAAAGUCAGCAACACAGUGGCAAAGGUGACAUAUUGUGAUAGAUUAUUUAGAAGCCGAUGAUGUCUUUUUAGAUAGCUGGUGAUAAAAUUUAAGUUUGGAUUGAAUCGGACUUUUGGAAGCCGAUAAGUAGCUUUUAUACGUUACUCAAUUUUUAAUAAUCAGUUUAGCUGUCAGCUUAGUGAUAAAUCCGAAAAUAUAUAUUGUAUUGUGGCAACUUAUUUUUCGGUAAAAAUGUCUCCGAACUGUGCCUCUCUUUAGAGGCUUUCCGAGAAGAUAUUGAUUCACUUAAUAAGGUUUGUGUGUGUUCUGCAUGUCUACCGCUACACAACCUACAUUCAAUAUGUUUUUCUUCCAUUCCUAGCAGUUGUUAAAAAACAUUUCACUUAUGCAUCUAGGCGUUUUCUUUGGGAAUGCUUCAGUUGACGCGGACUUCAUCCGAGUGGAAGUUGUAACCUCUUCGGGCGAGACGAAAAGUGACGUACACAUGCACGUGUUUCCAAAAAAGGAAGUCCUCGAAAGAAAACAGAAACAGGGCGGGAUUCCUUUGAAUGUGGCUCUAAUUAUGUUUGACUCCACAUCAGCAGCCAAUUUUAAAAGAAAGAUGCCGAAAAGUUUGGAGUAUUUGACCACAUCAUUAGACUCUAUUCUGAUGCAAGGCAAGUGUGCGUGUAUGUCUUUACCUUGAUUUUACGGAAUGAUUUUUCAAUAUUCGUUGCUGUAAUAGAUCUUUUACUUGCAUGUUUUGUUUUCCCAUUUCAAACCAUGUGAUGUUACCCCCAUGUUACCCAAAAGAAUGGUUUCUUUUUAAUGUCUUUCUACCGGGCAUGUUGGCCUAAUUUAUCCUGAUAAUGGUCUGAACUCCGAAAACUAAAAAUAUAAUACAGUAAAGACCCGCAUAUAAGAACACAUGAUUUCGGGUUCAGGCAGAUCUAGUUCUUAUUUAUCAGGUGCUCAGUGAGAAAUCAGCCUGAAGGUGUUCUUAAUAUGUUCUUAAACUUUGUUUCAGAAAUACUGCACAUAACAUGUUACCAGAGGAUUAGUUAGCAUAUUUUAUUGUAAAUAAAUAUCAGUAAAUCAAUAAAUAAAAUAAAAAUCUGUCAGGUAGUAAAUGUAAAAUUAGUUUCAACAUUUUAAAAAUAUUUCUUACAGUCAUGCUAACUCAACCGGGGCCACCAUUGACUUGUCAGCCAAUCAAAUUUGCUUUCAUCAGUAAAGACUCCAACGGCUAUGCAACCAGAUAGUUUAUUACAUGUAUUUGACAUUUAUAUCCUUCAACCAGCUGCAGCAUAACAUGAUCCUCUGGAGCAUGAAAUCCUUAAGACACCCAGGAAACUGUAAUAGUUUUGUAAUAGUCUAGCAGCAACCAUAGUUACAUUGCUUUGAAAAUGGAGAAAUGAUCGUCGCAGUGAACGCAAUUUAUGCAAUUGCGUAAAGAAGCCUGAAAAAAAUUCAGGACUUCACCGGGGUUUGAACCCGUGACCUCCUCUACCAAAUGAGCUAUGAAGCCACUUACGUUGGGUGCAGGUCAAUUGUGGGUUCAUAUGUUCCCGUGAAAGAAAUGAGUGUUAAUGAUAUAUGAAAUAAAUCAUAUAUGAACUGCGGAAAUGAAAUGAAAAUGAAGAAAUGAUCGUCGCAGUGAAUGCAAUUUAUGCAAUUGCGUAAAGAAGCGUGAAUUUUUUUCAGGCUUCUUUACGCAAUUGCAUAAAUUGCGUUCACUGCGACGAUCAUUUCUUCAUUUUCAUUUCAUUUCCGCAGUUCAUAUAUGAUUUAUUUCACAUAUCAAUAACACUUACUUUGCUUUCUUAAUCCGACAUCCUCUCCCUUAUUAUAGCGGAGCUCUCGCGCCGCGAAGAGCGUGCAGCGGAGCACCUUUGCUAAGAAAAUUGGAUAACCAACGCAUCCGGAAAAAUUUUGGUACUCACGUGACCGUACGUCCGCCCGCCUGCCCGACCAUCCGUCCGCACCACAGGCAUACCAAUGUAAAAUAACUCAAUCAGCAUACAGGUAUGGCAACUUGAGGUUAUUUUGGCGGGAAAUCGCAUAGCCACCCGCGCCUCCUGAAGCAGAGACAACUUAAGAGUCAAUAAAGACCAAAACGGAAAGCGGAAAUUGUUUCUGUAUCCUUGUUGUCUAAAGUAUGAAGCUUAGACUAAUUGUCAUGUCCACAAAUUUGGAAUACAAGAGAGAGACAGAGAAAAAGAGAAAGUAGGCGACAGGCCAGCGAAGCUCAACGAGGGAAACAGCGACAGACGGCUAGAGCGAGAGAUAAAAGACAAAGGAGACACUUAUUUGUUGCGAGAACAACAUGAAAAUGUUGUAGCGGCGGUGGGAAAAUAAGAAAUUCUAGCGGUCACCGAGGUGAAAAUCAGCGGCAGUGAAAAAAAAAAAAUAAACAAGAACACGUACGACAUUUCCUCCAUAAAACGUAACCAGGAAGUUUCUAGAAGUUUAACGUUGUAGUCGUGCAAAACAACGGCAAAGAAAUGUACAAAAAAGUGUGCUGCACGCCCGGGGCUGCACGUGCAAAGUUGCUCUUUUGCUAAUUAGACCUAUUGUUGUUUUUUCACCGUUCUCGUUUCCUUCGCCGCUUAAAGGUGAUGUUACACUGGAUGAUUCGCAACGACGAUUUUUAGCAGCACAGCACAGCGCUGCAAUGCUGGAACAAUGUUGUGACCAUUCGAAACAAUGUUGCAACGCUGUGUUGCGCUAAAAAUCGCCAUUGCGAAUCGUCUCGUGUUACAUCACCUUCUACACGAUUAUAUAUUUUGUUUGAGCAAACUAUAAAUAUUACAGAGAACAGCAAGUGGUAACGUUGCGAGUAUGCGCGAGCCGCUGGACGGAAGUUUGUGGUGGUAUUGGAUCGCAGCGAAUGCGGCAAAGAAAAAUGGCGCCUCUUUUAAAAAUUACCAUCGUCUUAGUCAUCUGUUCUAUCUUUGUGGAGUGCAGAUAAGACAAAGUCUUCUUUGUAAUAUGCGAGAUUGGUCUCAAGGCUAAUAAGUCGCAGAUCAUUCACAAUUUUGCCCGGUUUGUGGUCCAUGAGUGAUUAUUGUUUCGUGUUUUGGUUUGCGCGCGGACACGUCGAUAGGGUUCUGCGUAACAGCUGCAAAACUCCUCUACUAAACACUGGAUAACUGGGAAAAAAUCUCUUCAUGUAAGUUGUGACCGAGUACAAAACGUCCGACGCUUACGAUUUGAAUAAAACGCUGUGAAAAAAAAUUCUAAAUGCUAGUCUGUUUAUAUAGUUAUAACUGCAGUUCUUGCGACAAUCCCCUUGCAAUAGUACGAUUUCACGUCAGUUAUGGUUCAGGAACGCCCUGUUUUUCAGAGAUGUGCAACCUUAGUGCAGUGAUUCUGCCAGUGAUUACUUUUCAGAGAUACCCCAUCCUAACCACCCGUGGCCAAAGCAGGUGCAGUGCCCUAAUUCUGCGACUGAUAAAAUUUCAAAGAUAUCCCACCCAGGGCUAUGAAAUUGUAUGUUUCCUUUUUUGACUAGAUGAUAUAAAACUGAAGACCCAAAAUCAAGAAAUGACAUCUAUUAAAUCUAUAUGAUGCCUUAACUUAUUCAGGGGUGUAGGCAGAAUUUUGUAAUAUGGAGGCUCUUGACUCCAAGAUGCCCCUUAUACUUCUAAAAUAAAGAAUUAGAUGAGCCAAAACAGGAGUGUGGUACAAGAUGUUUCAUAUUGCAGAUGUUUUUUAUUGAGGUAACCCUAACCAUGAAAAAUCCUUCCCUUUACUCCCCACACUUCUACAUACUAGAAAAUUGCAAAUAUGCACACAACAGUGAAAAUACUUAAAACAGUAAAGAUCAUAGUCAUAUCUAAAACUGCAUUUUCUCUCUGAGACAUUGAAGUGAAUUUUCUGCUUCUGAUACUUCCAUGCUUGCACUCAUUUUUGCUUUUCAUAAAUUUUGUUGUUGGUAUUUUCUACUGCACAUGUGUUAAUUAUUUAAGAUAUAACUAAUAAGGCCUAGCUCCCUUGACUAGCUCAUAUCUGGGCUAAGAUUAAAAAAUUGAAAAUGAGAGAAAAUUAGCUCUAACUUUUCCUUUUCAUUCAAUUUCAACAUGAGGAGAACAUAAGGAUCUUAAAGCCUGAUAUUUAUAAAGUCUGACUUUAUGGUAGCUUCAAGUGAGCCAAUGUAUGACUCAUUAAAAUUAAAGCUUGUCUGUGUGUCUUCUGGGGCACCAAGGCUAUUUGACGCAGUUCAGGAUGGAGUGACAGACCCUUGACAGAUGGAUGGAGUGACAGAACCCAGGUUUAGUGCUGAGCAUCUCAUAGGGAGCUCCUGCAACAGGAAAAAGGCAAAUGAAAUUUUUCAUAACUUGUCAUCUUGCGACACCAGGAGCAUCAAUGAGACUGUUUCAGGGGCAAUUUUACAUAAAAUUAAUUGCAACUUGUGCAGCCUAUGAUAUAUGACUAUAUACGCUACUACAGUGUAUACACAGCCAAACCGACAUUGGCAAGCCAAGUGCUCCUAAAUUCAUGUGCACAAACACUGAAUAUAUGAGACCCAGAGUAUCAAAAGAUCUAUUUCUAUCGGAGAGUGAAAAGUUACCCCUAUGGCAUUUAGUUGUUGCCCACAACUAGCGAUACCCCUUUAGAUAUUUUUUCAGGAUUUGUCAAGUGUCAUGGAUACGAAUUUAUAUUCAAAAAGGAAAGAAAUCUUUUGGAUAGAAAAGGAAUAAUAACAUUUAUGAUUUUUGUAAGGGUACAAAUACAUUGUAUCUGAUGAAGCUAAUUCUUAUGUGGAUGCCAAUGUAAGGAAUCAAAUACAGGGAUUUCAUGUCCAGUGGUGUCUGUACUUCAAACAGAAAUGGCAGUCCAGCAAGUGCAAAGGUGAACAAGGGCAAGAAUUGUUUUGUGCUUGAACUUGUGCUAGUGUCAAAGUGGGAGUAACAUUGUAAUGGUCAUAUGAAAAUGCAUUAAAUCACACUUAUUAAAUCACUUUUAUAGUAGGGCAGGGAAAGAAUGCACAUAUGUGUAUUUUCAUAUUUUAUACUGAUUUCAGUUAUGUUUCAAGACAUUAAGUAAACAUUUUAAGCAUAACAUUACAAUUCUUUUAGGCGCCAAUUUUGUAUGUAUAAACAAAUCAUCAUUGAAUAAUUAUCAGAAUAAAAUAAUCUUCCAAAUGGUGAGGGUUCUGGUCAGUGAAUCUGAGAGCUUACAGUGCAUGAUUAUUAAAAUGCAAAUUCAUCAGUGUUCCCCCCCUUGGAUGCAAAAUCAAACAUUCAAGAAUGAAAGAGUGUUCCGAAACAAUGCUCUUACAAAUAAGUUUUGUUGGGAUAUACUUUUACAUGUUAACGAAAAAUCUAAAAACAAGGUUGAAAAGGACAAGAAAAAUUUGUCCAUCUUUAACGAAGUUUUAGCAAAUAAUAUUUCACAAUCCACCGCCUCGAUCUCUUUAUCUCUGAGAACAAAUAAUCGCCAUAGAGCACCAAUGUAAACCAGAAAAGCAAAUUUUCGAAAAUGGAAGGAAACAUCCGACUAUGGCCUUACUUGUAAGAGUAGGAAAUUUGCUUAUUGAUUUCAUGCCGCUAAAUAGUAUCAAAAUACUCGAACUUCCCCCCUUUGAAUUAACCAUUAAAAGUGAAAAUACGGAGUGACCGAAAGAGAAGUUUAACCUGUUUAGUCGCUUGUGUGGGAUAUAUCACUGGAUCUCGCUGUACGGUCAGGGUCAAAUACUACAAAAAUACCAGGGUCACAUAAAUUACGUUGAAUUCAGGCUGCUAUAAUUUUAACACAUAACAUUCGAUGAUGCUGCUCCACAUUUCACAAAGUAAAUCAAGGGGUAUAUCUUACCUAAAUGUUAGGCAGCUCUGCAGAUCGUGGACGAUAACCCAGAAAUCCGUGACCGCUUGAAUGUCAACAAAUCAACAUAUCACAACAAACGACCUCGUGAACGCUUUAUCUGCUUCAUCAGAGGAGCCAAAUGGACGAAAAUUAAGAACCUAAAUGGUCCUUCUCCCAUACAUGACACUUCAACAUGGCUUAGCCAAAGUAUCCAAUCUAUAAGACAUGUCUGUUGUCGAUUGGGUAUGCAAAAAAAUCUCCCUUGAAAGGGCUUCAGAACGGCUUUCGGCCAUUACGAUUUCCCGUCAACAAGUGCUUCCCAGCAAGUUUGACGCACGCGCAAACGUUACCACUUGCUGUUAUUACAGAGAGCUUCGCUUUUAGCCCUGACUAAAUCUAUAUACAUUAUAAGAACAUGUUUUUAUCAGGCUGAACCGGUUCUUAUAUAUAUUGUGCUUUAUGGGCCAAAUUUCAGCCUGAUGUUCUUAAUCCAUUAGUUCUUAUAUGCGGGUGUUUACUGUAUUAAUGUUUGUGUAUGAACAGGGGAGACUAUCGUGGGAGAUGGUACUACUGCACAACUGUCUGCAAUGUUUACUGGGAUAGAAGAAGCACGCCAGCCGGAAGCUCGGAGGAGAAUACGUUCAUCCCAUACAGUUGACAACUGGCGCUGGAUUUUUAAGGGCUUUAAAUAUCACGGAUAUGCUACGAUGUUUUCGGAGGAUUCGCCGCUAAUGGCAUCCUUCAAUUAUCGCUUGCACGGGUUCAAAGAACCACCUACAGACCAUUACGCAAGACCAUUCUGGUUGGAAGCCUAUAAAUUGAGAAACUGGAACUACAGGUAUUGUAUACAAAGCCGGGCAUCACACAUCGUGUCUUUGGAAUAUUUACUCAGUUAUUUUCGCAUGUACAGGACGACAUCAAAGUUUGCUUUCUCAUCCCACGCUGAUAUUUCUCACCGCGACCCCAACACUAUUGGUUUGUUGAUGAUGAUUUCAAGGCUUUCCUGCAAACCUUUGAAAAGGAAUCAUUUCGUAACAACACUUUGCUGA
Molecule: messenger RNA, 8436 nt
Organism: Porites evermanni
Lineage: Eukaryota; Metazoa; Cnidaria; Anthozoa; Scleractinia; Poritidae
Source: the annotation of a GenBank genome assembly